AUCACCGUCCAAAUUCUCCAUGGCUUCUCCCUCUCAUCUCCUACUCAUCGUCUUCCUUCUUCCUGCUCUCGCCGGUUUCUCCAACGCCGACAACAUCGCCAUCUACUGGGGCCAAAAUGGCAACGAGGGCAGCUUGGCCGACACAUGCAACACCGGUCUCUACUCCUACGUCAUGAUCUCCUUCCUGACCACCUUCGGAAACGGCCAAACCCCCGUCCUCAACCUCGCUGGCCACUGCGACCCUCCUUCCGGCACCUGCACCGGUCUCACCGCCGACAUCAACCAGUGCCAGUCCCAAGGCAUUAGGGUGCUGCUGUCGCUCGGCGGAGCCAGCGGCAGCUACUCGAUCUCCUCCUCCGACGACGCGACGAGCGUGGCGAGGUACCUGUGGCACAACUACCUCGGCGGGUCGUCGAGCUCGCGGCCGCUGGGCGACGCGGCGCUCGACGGCAUCGACUUCGAUAUCGCGCAAGGCACGUCGGACAACUACGGGUACCUGGCGCAGUCGCUUCUAGACCUGGGCAGCCAGGCGGGCACCAAAGUGUAUCUAUCAGCGGCGCCGCAGUGCCCGUUCCCGGACCAGCUGCUGGGGCCGGCGCUGCGGGCCGUGACCUUCGACUACGUGUGGGUGCAAUUCUACAACAACCCGAGCUGCGACUACAGCUCGGGGGUCAGCGGCGUCGCGGGAGCGUGGAGAACGUGGACCUCCAGCUUGCAGUCGUCGACUGUCUUCCUGGGGGUGCCGGCAUCGACGGAUGCAGCAGGGAGCGGGUACAUCCCUCCGAGAGACCUCACGUCGCAGGUGCUGCCGGCGAUCCAGCAGACGGCCAACUACGGCGGCAUCAUGCUGUGGAGUAGGUACUUCGACCGUAUCAGUGGAUACAGUGCUGCCGUACAGAACUCCACACAGCCAAAAAUUUUAAUUCCAACGAACUCAACGAUUUUAAUUCAAGUAAAAAUUAUUCAACGCUGCCCAGAUUGUAAUUUUUCUUAGAUUUAUUUAAAAUUUUAAAAUAUUUAUUUUAUAUAUUUUUAAAAAUAAGUUAA
This is a messenger RNA of Zingiber officinale, 1047 nucleotides long. RefSeq names its product acidic endochitinase-like. The transcript has a single exon. Gene Ontology annotation, molecular function: chitinase activity. Gene Ontology annotation, cellular component: extracellular region. The coding region runs from base 20 to 994 and encodes 324 amino acids. The record is from RefSeq and is a predicted model, not a curated record. Gene Ontology annotation, biological process: carbohydrate metabolic process. Lineage: Eukaryota; Viridiplantae; Streptophyta; Magnoliopsida; Zingiberales; Zingiberaceae.